Tachysurus vachellii is the source of this 1680-nucleotide messenger RNA. RefSeq lists its product as uncharacterized. The transcript is spliced from 2 exons. The record is from RefSeq and is a predicted model, not a curated record. Lineage: Eukaryota; Metazoa; Chordata; Actinopteri; Siluriformes; Bagridae. The coding region runs from base 1 to 936 and encodes 311 amino acids.
AUGAUCUUUUCACCUGCUGUCCAUCUCUGUAUCUGUCCAUCUCUGUAUCUGUCCAUCUCUGUAUCUGUCCAUCUCUGUAUCUGUCCAUCUCUGUAUCUGUCCAUCUCUGUAUCUGUCCAUCUCUCUCUGUAUCCGUCCAUCUCUGUAUCUGUCCAUCUCUCUCUGUAUCUGUCCAUCUCUCUCUGUAUCUGUCCAUCUCUGUAUCUGUCCAUCUCUCUCUGUAUCUGUCCAUCUCUGUAUCUGUCCAUCUCUGUAUCUGUCCAUCUCUCUCUGUAUCUGUCCAUCUCUCUCUGUAUCUGUCCAUCUCUCUCUGUAUCUGUCCAUCUCUCUCUCUGUAUCUGUCCAUCUCUCUCUGUAUCUGUCCAUCUCUGUAUCUGUCCAUCUCUCUCUGUAUCUGUCCAUCUCUCUCUGUAUCUGUCCAUCUCUCUCUGUAUCUGUCCAUCUCUCUCUCUGUAUCUGUCCAUCUCUCUCUGUAUCUGUCCAUCUCUCUCUGUAUCUGUCCAUCUCUCUCUGUAUCUGUCCAUCUCUCUCUCUCUGUAUCUGUCCAUCUCUCUCUCUCUGUAUCUGUCCAUCUCUCUCUUUUUCUGUCUUUCUCUGCCCCUCUCCCUCCCUUUCUCCCUGCCUCUACACUCUUUUUCUGCCACCCCUCUCAUUCUCUCUGCCCUCCCACAUUCUCUCUGCCCUCCCACCCUCUCUGUGCCCCUCAGUCCCGCCUUCUCUCUGCCCCCCCAUUCUCUCUAUUUCUGCCCUCCCACGCUCUUUCUGCCCCUCCCACUCUCUAUCUCUGCCCCUCAGUCCUUCCUCUCUCUGUCCCUCCCACUCUCUCUCGGCCCCUCCCACCCUCUCUCUGCCUCCCCUCUCUGCCCCUCCCUCCCACCCUCUCUCUCUGCCCCACCCACCCUCUCUCUCUGCCCCACCCCUGACAGUAUCAGAUAAAACAGCAGGUCUGUGUCUGUGGAAACUGAUGAAGUGAUUAGUGAAGAUUUCAGCAGGUUCACUGGAGGCUCAGAUGCAGCACGACGUUCAGACUCCAUUUCACACGCUUGUAUUUGCACAACGCUUUGUCCUGUUGAUGAUAAUAAUAAUAAUAAUAAUAGUGUUGAUGUUAAAGGGGGAUUUUGAGUGCUGUGGCGUCUCUCAUUACUGAAUGAAGUAAGAUUUUUUUUCCCAGUUUAAAUGAAAUUCCUGUUAAAUGCUUUUUUUUUUCUAAAAGGAAAGUUUUGGGUGUGAAAUCUGAUGGUGUUUGUUCUGUUUGUUCAAGAUAAAUGUUAUUGGGGAAGACACGUGGUUGAGUUUAAUGCAGAAUGUGUCAGGAAGGAUGUGGACGGUGCAGACUUGGCGCCCCCUGGUGUCCACCUUGUGUAACACAAGAGGAAGUUAAACAGCUUUUGUUCUUGAUCUGGAGAUUAAAGUGGAGAAAUCUUUUGAUUGGCUGAAGUCGCUGUCAGUCACGCAUGAUCUUAACACGAAUCCGUUCUUGUUCUUUUUUUUCUUCUUUUCUUUUUUGUGUGAACGUUGUUGCCUAUUUGAUAUUUGUCAUAAUUUUAUUGUCUUUCUUUUUUUUUUCCUCCUUAAUUUAUAAUUGGAUGUCAGGGAAAAUUAUUCCAAAACACAGAAAAUUUGUAUAAGUGGGUUUCAUGUUCUUUAAACUCAAUAAAUGGAGGUAAAAUAACUUACUGA